AUGCGGGCCUCAUUAUCUGCUUCAAUCUACCUCAGCCUCCUCAUUCCUGCCGUUCCCACCCUUUGCAACCCUCUAACUUCAGGAACCUCGAACGUUGAUUCCAUCCGCCAUGAUGACGUUCAAAUCCAACCAUUGAAAUUGGUCAACACCGCCCAUCCGCUGGCAGUACGCGCCCCCGACGACACUUCGCUCUGUAAAAGUGACGAGAAGAUAUGCGCCUUCUGGUGUAUUCCAAAGGACCAGCACUGCGGCUGGAACGACCGCCCCCAUCCUUGGCCCAGGAGCAUUCACAGCCCUGAGUCUUCGGAUGCUCUGGCGGUGCGCUCGCCAGACAUUGGAUGUGCUGAGGACAACAAACGAUGUGGUCUACUGUGUAUUCCAAAGGAUGAGAAAUGUGACCCUAACUAUGGGUGCUCCGAUGACAACAAGCGAUGCGGCUGGAUGUGCAUUGACAAGAAUGAGGAGUGCAACGAGGAGACUGGCGGCUGGGAUUGGUGGCGAAGGAGCCUUGAGGACGAUUCUCAUGCCCUAGCAGUGCGCUCACCAGACAUCGGAUGCGCCGAGGAUAACAAGCGAUGCGGUAUACUGUGUAUUCCGAAAGAUGAGAAAUGCAACCCCAACUACGGGUGCUCUGAUGACAACAAGCGGUGCGGCCUAAUGUGUAUUGACAAGAACGAGGAGUGCAAUAAGGAGACUGGCGGCUGGGAUUGGUGGCGUCGAAGCCUUGAGUCCACUCCCCAUUCUCUCGCAGUGCGCUCACCCGAUGGCCUGUGGUGCGCCGAUGACAACAAGAGGUGCGGUUGGAUGUGCAUCUCCAAGGAUGAGCAAUGUUGUGGCAACCAAGGCAGCUGCAGUGCCAACGAAGAAUGCCACAAGAACGAUAACGGAGAAUAUGGCUGCUGUGCCAAAGGUGAUACUUGCACCAACACUAAUGGCACCUGGCUCCAUGGAGUCAGAGAAGUUGGCAAUGAUAUCAAAGAUGGUGUGAAGAGUGUUGUGGGUGGUGGAGCUGCUGAUUUGCGGCCUGGGAUGGCUCCUGUCUGGAUGUUGACCUCUGUGUUUGUUGUCGCGCUGUUGCUUUAG
Aspergillus bombycis is the source of this 1083-nucleotide messenger RNA. RefSeq lists its product as uncharacterized. NCBI's taxonomy places the organism in Eukaryota, Fungi, Ascomycota, Eurotiomycetes, Eurotiales, Aspergillaceae. The record is from RefSeq and is a predicted model, not a curated record. The coding region runs from base 1 to 1083 and encodes 360 amino acids. The transcript has a single exon.